AUGUCCACAGAGGAAGUGAUGCUCAGGAAGAGAGUCGAGGAAUGGGAUGCCAAAGGAGAUAAGAAAAGCGACUUCAUCUCGAUUGAGACAAGCAGCAGCCGCUGCGAUCGUAUCGCGAGGAUAUCACAGGCCUUUCAAGAAAGGCAACUAAGAUGGUUCGGACACAUUCUCCGUCAUAUUCCCAAUGAACUUAACUAUGCUGCCCUCGACCCGGCACCGCAACCCGCCUUGAAGAGUCGAAGAGGUGGGCAACUGAAGACUUUGCGCGACACCGUCCGUAAGGAAAUGGAAGCAGUCCUUGGACCUUCUAUCUUCGGUCUCUGUCACUGGAGAAAAGACUGGGAACCCACUUUGUACGCCAUCAAAGCCAUUCUAAUCUUGGACAGUGACGGGAAACGAAUUCUAGCCAAGUAUUACGACAACACAUUCCCGACGUUAAAGGCUCAGUUAGAUUUCGAGAAGAAGCUCUUUAGCAAGACAAACAAAACUUCUUAUGCUGAAAUAACUUUGUUCGAGGGCGCAAACUGUGUUCAUAGAAGUUCAUCUGACGUCUUCUUUUAUGUAAUUGGCGACGCCAAUGAGAACGAGCUUAUAUUAAUGAGUGCCCUUACUUGUCUUCACGACUCUAUUAGUCAUAUUCUGAGAGGUAACAUCGAGAAAAGACCCUUAAUGGACAACCUGGACCUCGUCUUCCUAGCUGUUGAUGAGCUAUGCGAUGGAGGAAUUAUUUUGGAGUGUGAUUCUACCGCUUUGGCUUCUCGUGUUGGAUUUAAGAGCGAGGAUAUGUCUAUCAGCGAGCAGACUAUGAGUCAAGCCCUGCAGGCAGCCAAGGAGCAACUUAAAAUGUCUCUUUUACGGUGA
This is a messenger RNA of Dibothriocephalus latus, 861 nucleotides long. Lineage: Eukaryota; Metazoa; Platyhelminthes; Cestoda; Diphyllobothriidea; Diphyllobothriidae. The record is from the annotation of a GenBank genome assembly.